Tetrahymena thermophila SB210 is the source of this 384-nucleotide messenger RNA. RefSeq lists its product as hypothetical. The transcript has 2 exons. Lineage: Eukaryota; Ciliophora; Oligohymenophorea; Hymenostomatida; Tetrahymenidae. The record is from RefSeq and is a predicted model, not a curated record.
AUGAGUAUAAGUCUAGCAAAUACGAAAAUGAAUUACAUUUUUUCGAAGUUUUGUAUAAAGAUUCUUAUGAUGAAAAAGAAUUGUGAUUAAAAUAUGAAAUAGCAUUUCUUAUUUAAAAUAAAUAAAAAAAAUUAAACUAUAUAUUUUAGAACUAACAAAAUGUACAUUAUUAAUUUAAAUAAUAUAUAUACCUUUAAAUAAUAAUAUUAGUAUUUAGAAUUAUAACUAAAAAAAAACAACCUUUAAACUUUAUGCCUUAAUGUUUUAGAUAGAUAUUAUUUUGAUAAAAAUAUAAUUGCUAGAAUCCCUUUAAAAAAAAUUUAGUUUUUAAUAGAUUUAUUUCUCAUUUAUCAAACAAUAUAUAAAAUUUUAAAAAGUAAUUGA